UCCGCCCCUUUUGCCGCUUCUCUUUCCUGCUCUUUGGUGUUUUCCGACGGUGUUUGGGGCGUAAAUAAGACCGCGAUGGGGAUGUUAAGCAGGUAUUCACUCGAUUCUGUCGGAGUUUCCCGUCGUGAAAACCGAGUGUUUGUGUGACGGAAGGAUGAGUCACAACUUGAAUUUAAAGUCAAGUGGAUGUUUGAAAUACACGAGGGAUUUCGAGUGUUUCCUUGGCCAUUGUGGGAUUCAAGGUUGGCCUCUGUGUUUUGGUUUUACUGAACUCCCAGUGAGAUUGAAUUCCAUAGACAAGUACCGGAAGUGUGUAAUAGAAAGGAACCAAGUGUACCCUUAAGCCUAGUCCCAGUCUGAAGAUUGCCUGGUAUGUACGGUCCCAGCCGAUCAAAUUACGGAGGGUAUGGCGGUUACUGGGGUGGAUAUGGCCGACCUCCACAUCCACCUCCCCCGCCCCCUGUCCCAUCUCACCAGCCACCACCACCAUUCCAUCCACCUCCUCCACCAUUUCACUUUCGUCCAGUUAGGCCGCCUCCGCACACUCUACGUCCCCCUCCACCUCCGCCUCCAAUAAGGCUUCCACGACCCCAGCAGCAGCAACAGCCACCUUACCCCCAGCCUCCCAUACAAUCACAACAAACAUGCCAGCAGCUCUACAUGCCUCAGCAGCAGGAGAGGAAGAGCCCCACCCUCAGUUCAAGCCGUCCCCAGUCCGCUCAAGCUCCAUCAAAUCAGCAAAAUUACAGAUCGAGGCAGAGCAAUGGUAGCACCUUACACAGAAGAUCCAGUGACACUCCACCGUACCAGGGCAUGGAUGAUGAUGAAGUCAUCCCUGUUGGCUUCGGGUCUCCGUUAGUGCCGAGAACAAAGGAGAAGGAAAUGGAGCCACUAAGCCCAAAGCCGCUUGUACCAAAUAAUAAAAGGCCAUUACCAGUUGAACUCGAUCCAAAUUUACCUGAAGAGUUAGUUUCAAAGUUCCAUAACAAUUCCUGUGAGUUAUGUGAAGUUAGGCUGAAUUCCAGAGUUCAAGCAAAAAAUCAUUAUGAAGGCAAGCAGCACAAGAAGAAAGUGAAAAACUAUAUAGAUAUGUUAGCAAAGGAAGGUCAGCCUCCAGCCAAAGUACCAAAGUUAGACUUGUCGACUCCAAAAAAGAAAUCAGAACCUCUGGAUGUUAGUCAGCUUUACUGUAAAUGCUGUGACCUAAGCUUUACGUCGGAGCAGCACGCACAGCAGCAUUAUAUGGGACGCAAUCACCAGAGGGUGUUACAUGGGCUCAAACCUUUGAAAGCUGGCUACUACAACAAGGAAACGGGGAAAUGGCAAAGGAUGCCGCCAGACCCACGGGUGUCUGUGGAGAGAAUCGACCUGAAUCUGGAGCCGACCUCGGACGACGGAACCGGGUCGAACUCUGACAAGCAGCUUGAUCCGGACGGGGUGAAGGAGAGAGGAAGGUUCUACUGCGAGAUGUGCAGUGUCUCUGCAACGUCGCAGGAACAGCUGGACGGCCACCUGGUGGGUCAGCGCCACAUGAAAGCCGUAAGAGCCACCGCAAAGAAGGCCAGCACGGCAGUUCCAGGGCCGACAGACAGCAUUCUCGCAAGUGUGAUAAAAGCUGACGAGGUGAAGAAACCCAAAUCAAAGGAUUUCUCCAUCUACAGGACACCCUCAGGUACCUAGGAUAGGGAAAACAUUAAGCAUAGGAGGGCAGGAUAGAGGGUCUGUCCCGCUUAGGAGAAGGGAUAGAUUUUUUCUGAAAGAUCUGCAAAGGAGUGUGUGCAUUUCCAUGGGCUUUUCCCUAGGGCAUAGUAGGAAAAUAAAGUUCCUUUGAGUCCUAUUUAAUGAGGCUAAGGAUUUAUUUUUUAUUGAGUGUGAGUAUUGUUUGUUUAUAUGAUAAGUAUCUCAAGAUUUUUAGGUGUUUUGGGUAAACCAUCCUGAAGGUUUAGGAAGGUAUGGUUGAGAUUUGGGACAUUUUGAGCACUCUUUUAUUAGUGUACUGUAUAUGUUGGCAUGUAAGGCAACUGGGUAUAUAAGAAAUCCCAGAAUUGAAAGAUAGGGUUGGAGCAUUACUCACUGUCUAAGACUACUGUAAGUCUUGCAUUUACUACUAAGAGUUUACUGUCUUACUGACUAUCACAGUAUUAGUUAUCUAAAUAUUUCUGAGAAUACAACAGUUGGCCAGCUGGUGUAACAUAAAGACUACUGAUACUAAAUAGACAAUGGUUACUUUAAAAGAAAUCAAUUGUGUUGAUUACAGUACUGCCAUUUAUUUGAUAUUGUACUGUAGUACAGUUUGCCUUUUACAUAAUGAUUUUUCUUUCCAUUAACCCAUUAACACUAGUAUGUUCAUAUAUUCUUGCCAUAUACUAGAUGACCCAGUAAUAAUGUUACACAGAAUGAUAGUUUGUUCAUGUGAAUGGGAUGAAAAUUACCUCAAGGAGAAGAAAUUUUAAGUCCCCAAAUGCAUAUUAGCUUCCUUUCUCACUACAAAAAAACAUUAGGUACGUUCUUUCCAAAGUCACUCUGGUACACCUAUCUGUGAAAUGAUUCUCAGGUAGUGAGGGAGGUGCGGUAAAAAGAAAAUGGAUUUGAGGCUCCACAGAUAGGAUUACUGGUUACUGGAUGUUAUCUGUUGUGAACAUAAGGUUGGGAUUCUUGGGCAUACUGGAUUUGGUCUAUAGUAUUUGAAAUACAUCAUAGUCUGUUAUGUCAUGGGCAAACUGUAUGUUAUAUUUUUGAAAAUCAGAUAGAAUUGCUGUGUUCUUAUUUUCAGGUAUGUCAUAGAUAUUUAUGAUACAGUAUUUAUUAUUCUAAGUAAACAUUACUUUUAAAUCAUCCUCCCUAAGUUAUCGGGAAGUUCAAUUCAUAAUAUUGAGUUAUAGGACAGUAGGUAUUGUCUGAGUGCUUUAUGUUACCCGAAGUCACAGUUAAAAUCUAAAUGUUACACUUGGUCUGUAAGACAACUCUUGGUUUUGUAGGAAUUUUCCAGUGGCCCACUUUCUGUCUGAUUUGCCGACAUAUGUGGUACUGUAGCUUGUUCAUUAAUCUAAAGUAAAAAAAAUAUGUAUGUAUAAUUGCAGUAGAAUGACAAGUGGAGGGAUUAUCUCUUAGUUUUUGAUGGUCUUGUCUGUAUUUUAAGAUGGAUUUUGGCUUAUUUUCUAGCUGAAGAUGAGAUGUUUUCUGAUGAUAUUUAAGUGAUUUAAAAAGAAUUUUCUAUUGAAAGCUGACCAAGGCAAAAUAAAAACUUCUCUAUUUGCUGGCAGUGUGCAGAGUGCUAGAGCACAUAACAGCAUAUUGUGACAGUCUCCUAGGAAGUAACUGAUUUUGGGUUUUUAAUCUGAGAAGGAAAUGUACAGAUAUAUUAUUAUCUCCCUUGGCUGAUAGUGUUUUUUGGAUGCAACAGUAUACUAAGAGGAAAGUGUAUAUUACAGGAUUUUUACUUAUAGACUUAGAAUGCUGUUCCUUUUAUCAGUAAGUAGUCAUUAUUACCACAAUACCAUAUAAAAGUCUUGCUAUUGUGAUUCAUAAAAGAUAACUGCCACUAUGUGUUCAUACUUAGGAUAAUUUUAGCAGCUAUUAUUUGCCAAAUUAACAUAGAUUGACAAAUAUUAUAGUCCAUCCAAUACAACAGAUAUUUUGGAAGGCUUUCACUAACAAGCAGUACAAGUAUUACCUAUAAGAUUUUACCAAGCAGUAUUGGGUACCUCUUUAGGUAAAUGGGUCCUGUGCAUUUCAUGAAAAGUCUGGAUGCAGUGAGACAUCUGAUGCAAGACUCUGCCAUUUUAACAUUAGUUGUACCUCAUCACAAGACACUGAACACUCAGCACCAAAGAAGAUAGAUUUGAUCCAGAGUUUCUCAUUGUACAUUUGUUGUGCCUUAGUAAUAAUCUCAGAUAACACAAAAUGAAUGCAGAGUAUCUUGUUUAAGAUGUAGAGAUUUAGUUGUUUUUAUCUUAAUUUUUUUUUAUCUUACUGUAGUUUUGUUAAUAGGAUUUUUAGUCUACUUUGAUUCUGUUAUAUUACUAUGAAGUUCAGAGCAUUCCAAAGGUGCUAUGUUUUGCUUGCCAAUUCAGAUGUUAUCGAAGUCAUUAAUAUUUCAUAAGCAGCAAAGAAGAUUCCAGAUUGAAACAUUCUGUAAAAAAUAUGAGAAUUUGAGAUUGACUGUAAUUGCAAGAUAAAUAGGUAAAUAAAUUAAAUGACUAGUAAAAGAGGAAAAUAAUCAGACCUGUAUUGGCCUUAGGGAAUGCCUCCUGUUUAGGAGAUACACCAUUAUUCAGUCAUCCAGAUGUUAUAGGAUUGAAAAGGAUGGAAGAGAUUUUCUUUCAUUGUUAGAAAGCUUAAAUCAAGGUGAAAUUUAGAAGACCAUGUCAUUCAAUGGACAGCGGUGCCAUAUGCAUUGCCGGUUAAUUAAUUUCAUCAUUCUUUUUUUUGACAAACCCAUAUGCAUUUUUUGUGUUCAUGAAACGGUGGCUUGUUUUUGCUUGAAGUUAAGAAUCACAGUUCACCUGGCUGUUUCUAUACUAAAUCUUUUGUUUUAUUUGAUUGGUGUGAGCUAUAUAUAUAGAUAUGAAUAUAUAUUUUGUUUUGUUCAUAGAUUAGAUUUUAGAAAUAGGAAAUUAUUUGUGUAUAUGAUUUGCAAGUAUAGAGCAUGACAAGAUAGUGCAAUCCUUUAAUUUGUUUUGAUUUUUUUUGUUUUGUUUUGUUAUUUAUUUUCUUUAUCAUAAUGUUAUUAAAGAUUUUAUUUGCUCAGGUUUAAAGCCACCAUUAAUUGUAACUGAAGCAUACCUAUUUUGUAAAGAAAGAAUAUAAUCUUAUUAC
Penaeus indicus is the source of this 4818-nucleotide messenger RNA. RefSeq names its product YLP motif-containing protein 1-like. The coding region runs from base 373 to 1680 and encodes 435 amino acids. NCBI's taxonomy places the organism in Eukaryota, Metazoa, Arthropoda, Malacostraca, Decapoda, Penaeidae. Gene Ontology annotation, molecular function: zinc ion binding; nucleic acid binding. The record is from RefSeq and is a predicted model, not a curated record. The transcript has 9 exons.